AUGCAGAAAUUUUGUGAAGAAAAUAACAUCCUGCAGGAUUUUCAACAUGGCUUCCGGAGAGGAGGUUCCUGUCUCUCAACUGUGCUAGCUUGUCUGGAGAUCUGGAGCAGGACUUUAGAAGAGGGUUUUGAGGUCGAUGUCGGGUACAUCGAUUUCCGCAAAGCUUUCGAUACUGUUCCGCACCAGCGCCUUCUUCACAAAUUGAGCGCCAUCGGCAUCCGCGAAGAUCUUCUGAACUGGAUAAGGGCGUUUCUGGUUGGUCGGAAACAACGUGUCUGUAUCGGAGAUGAUAUGUUAGAAUGGGUGAACGUGACCAGUGGUGUGCCGCAAGGCUCAGUUCUGGGACCAUUGCUCUUCAUCCUUUACGUUAACGACAGCCUUUCGGAACUCGACUGCGGCAAAAUAUUGUUUGCAGUCAUUAAGGGUCCGAAUGAUCGGAGAUCCCUUCAAAAUAAUCUUCACCGACUGCAAGCGUGGCCGAAGAAAUGGCUUCUUGAUUUCAGUGUGGAGAAGUGUGCCAUCUUUCAUCUGCAUCCAACUAACUCUCAUUCAAAUGAGAGCCUGAGGAGACAUCACCUGAAAGAUACAAUGCUCCCUGUAGAAUCUUCACAGAAGGAUCCCGGGGUUUGGAUAUAG
Spirometra erinaceieuropaei is the source of this 636-nucleotide messenger RNA. The record is from the annotation of a GenBank genome assembly. Lineage: Eukaryota; Metazoa; Platyhelminthes; Cestoda; Diphyllobothriidea; Diphyllobothriidae.